Messenger RNA from Myodes glareolus (Bank vole), 2580 nucleotides. Lineage: Eukaryota; Metazoa; Chordata; Mammalia; Rodentia; Cricetidae. The record is from RefSeq and is a predicted model, not a curated record.
UCACAGAGAUUCACCUGCCUCUGCCUCUCGAAUGUUGGGAUUAAAGUCAAGUCCGUCAUCUCCCGAACCAGCCAGUCUUCCUGCAGAAGAUAUUAGCACAAACUCCAAUGGCUCCAAACCUGUAGAAGUCAUGCUAGACGAUGACAGAGAAGAUCUUUUCGCAGAAGCCACAGAAGAAGUUUCUUUGGACAGUCCAGAAAGAGAGCCCAUCCUCUCCUCCGAGCCUUCUCCUGCAGUCACUCCUGUCACGCCUACUGCACUCAUUGCUCCUAGAAUCGAAUCCAAGAGCAUUUCUGCUCCAGUGAUCUUUGAUAGAUCCAGGGAAGAGAUUGAAGAAGAAGCAAAUGGAGAUAUUUUUGAUAUAGAAAUUGGUGUGUCAGAUCCAGAAAAAGUUGGUGAUGGCAUGAAUGCUUACAUGGCAUAUAGAGUAACAACAAAGACUUCCCUUUCCAUGUUCAGUAAGAGUGAAUUUUCAGUCAAAAGAAGAUUCAGUGACUUUCUUGGUUUGCAUAGCAAAUUAGCAAGCAAAUAUUUACAUGUUGGUUACAUUGUGCCACCAGCUCCAGAAAAGAGUAUAGUAGGUAUGACCAAGGUCAAAGUAGGUAAAGAAGACUCAUCAUCCACUGAGUUUGUAGAGAAACGACGAGCGGCACUGGAGAGGUAUCUUCAGAGAACAGUGAAGCAUCCAACCUUGCUUCAGGAUCCUGACUUAAGGCAGUUCUUGGAAAGCUCAGAGCUGCCGAGAGCAGUUAAUACACAGGCUCUGAGUGGAGCAGGAAUAUUGAGGAUGGUGAACAAGGCUGCCGACGCUGUCAACAAAAUGACAAUCAAGAUGAAUGAAUCGGAUGCAUGGUUUGAGGAAAAGCAACAACAAUUUGAGAAUCUUGACCAGCAACUUCGGAAACUUCAUGCCAGUGUUGAAGCCUUGGUUUGUCAUAGAAAAGAACUUUCAGCCAACACAGCUGCCUUUGCUAAGAGUGCUGCCAUGCUAGGUAAUUCUGAGGAUCACACUGCCCUGUCUAGAGCCUUGUCUCAGCUUGCAGAGGUCGAGGAAAAGAUAGACCAGUUGCAUCAAGAACAAGCUUUUGCCGACUUUUACAUGUUCUCAGAACUUCUUAGUGACUACAUUCGGCUCAUUGCUGCAGUGAAAGGUGUGUUUGACCAUCGGAUGAAAUGCUGGCAGAAAUGGGAAGAUGCUCAGAUUACUUUGCUCAAAAAACGUGAAACUGAGGCAAAAAUGAUGGUUGCUAACAAACCAGAUAAAAUUCAACAAGCUAAAAAUGAAAUAAGAGAGGAAAUUGAAGAGGUAGGACAACCUUUAUAUUACUACAAAUAAGUACAUCUGCUCUUUGCAGAGUAUGGACCAGUGUUUUGGUUACAUAGUGGGAAAAUACCAUUUCAUUGCUUAAACCUUUUAUUUAGCUGUUUCAUUGGUCACUAGUCAUAUUUUGUUGUGUCCAUACUGAAUUUAAUGGUUAUUGAUGAGUCUACAGUAGACAAUAAAUAGUUCCACUCUUAAAAAAGUAGUCAUUUUACCAUUACAAAUUUUUUAAAAGUGUUUGCCACAUGUUGAAGUAUUUCAUGACCAUAUGAAUUGUGAUAAACAUGUAUUAUUGGAAUUAAUAUUGUUGGUAUAUUUUGAAAUGUGUAAAAAUCGAACUGCAGGUCUUUUAAUUUAUUUGAUAGUGAAGUCUAUACUCAAAAUCCCUCCAGGUGUAUCUAAUGGGCAUUGGUAAGGUGGUUCUUUUAUUUGUUGGUUUUGAGAUGGGAUCUAACCAUGUUAGGUGGAAUCUAACCUUAGGCCAGUUUGGAAUUCACAGUUCUUUUUCUCAAUGUUAGAAUUAGAGGCAGGAGCUACCAUACCUGGCUGGAUAUUAUAUUUCAUUAACUGUCUAAGUAUUCUAAUCUUAAAUAAAUGUAGCAAUGAGCUAUUAAUGGAAUUUAAUCUUAUAUGUAUUUCUAUCACUAGGAGGUGAAAUGCACCCUUUUGUGUGUGUGUAUGGAGUGUGCACGUAUGCAUAUGUAAUGUGUGUGGGCAUAUGUGUAUGUGCAUGGAUAUACAUGUGUGUGCAUGCAUGUGGAGGCUAGAGUAUCAUGUUUGGGUGUUUUAUUCCAUCACUAUCCACCUUAUGUUUUGAGACACACUGUUUCACUUGAAUCCAGAACUUGCUGAUUUGCCUUGCUUAGCUUGUCAGCUUUCCUCAGGGAUCUUUCUGUCUCUGCCUGCAGGGUGCGGGGGUUACAGGCAAACUGCCAUGCCCAUCCAGCGUCUACAGGGUACUAGAGAUCUGAUUCUGAUGAUCACGCUUGCACAGCAAGUGCCUCACCCACUGAGUGUCCUCAACUUCUACAUCACUGAUUGUGUUAGACUGGAUUUUCCAAUAUUGAGAUUUCUUGGGUCUUUUAGGCAUUUUGGUUAAAUUAAAUGAGUAAUCAUGACAGUACAAUAUUUUUUCCAGGCAAAAAUAAGCAUUUUUUCCUCUUGCUUGUUUUCAUUAGUGGGAAGCGAAAGUACAACAAGGAGAGAGAGAUUUUGAGCAGAUCUCUAAAACAAUUCGAAAAGAAGUGGGAAGAUUUGAG